Messenger RNA from Chinchilla lanigera (long-tailed chinchilla), 4432 nucleotides. It is a transcript of the gene Ptprn2, whose product is annotated as protein tyrosine phosphatase, receptor type, N polypeptide 2. The transcript has 24 exons. Bases 1 to 3069 code for a protein of 1022 amino acids. Lineage: Eukaryota; Metazoa; Chordata; Mammalia; Rodentia; Chinchillidae. Gene Ontology annotation, cellular component: secretory granule. Gene Ontology annotation, biological process: protein dephosphorylation. The record is from RefSeq and is a predicted model, not a curated record. Gene Ontology annotation, molecular function: protein tyrosine phosphatase activity.
AUGCCCUCAGCCCAGGCCCAGGACCCUGGCAAAGCCACAUGGGGAGCAAAGUCCCUCCUCUGCAGCCACCUGGCCCAGGGUGCCAGCUACAGAGGAGGACAGGGCUCUGCAGAAGUUGCUGUCUUAAUUGAAGGGGAUGCGGCACCUUCCCCGGGCUGCCUGCUGGAGGACGGCCUUUGCGGCGCGACGGAGGCCUGCGUAAAUGACGGAGUGUUUGGAAGGUGCCAAAAGGUUCCGGCUCUGGACACAUCACGCUAUGAAGUAUCGCCCGUGGCCCUGCAGCACCUGAGGGUCACCUUGCAGACGCUGUCCCGCACAGGUUUCACAUGGCAGGAUGACUACACCCAGCGCAUCAUGGCCCAGGAGCUGGCAGGCCUCCCCAGAGCCCACCCCCAGCGCACGGAAAUUUCCGGCCCAGCCAGGACCUCACCGCAGAAUGUGGAUACUGAGAGGCAGUACAGCCUGGAGGAGGAUGUGGUCCUGGCCAAGACCCUGCAGCGCUACUUGUCCUACUUGGAGGCUCUGUCCCACACUGCAGGCUUGAGCACGCACCGCAGGAGGGAGCACGAGAAGCUGCUGGCCAAGGACGAGGUGCCCUUCGCUGAGAACAUCUUGACCUACAUGUCUCGUGCGUCUGCACUGACCUACCCUCCCAUGACCCAGGUCCAGCACUCUGAGGCCUUCCCACUGCGCACCCUCAGCCGGCUUCAGCCAGACGAGCUCAGCCCGAAGGCUGACAGCAGCCUGGACAGACAGCACCUGAUGGCAGCCCGUGGCACCUACACUGCUCGGAGGCCUCCCGUGCUUGCCAGACAGGGUGACCCAGGACCGCGGUACAUUCUGCAUAACCCCUCAAGAGUGCCGAGGCCCCUCUCUGCACUGGCAGCUCCCCAGAAAUGGCUUUCACCUCCAGGAGACCCCCAGGAUCCCCUGAGCACAGGUGAUGAAGAACUUGUCCGGAGUCUUCUGAAGGAUCUGAGGAGGCAGCAGGCUGACAUGGAGCGUGGGGCCCCGGCUGGGCUGGAGGGGAUGGCAGACGUGGUUGCUGCUGCUGUGAGGAAGGGCGAGAGUCCCGCCGAAGGCCAGACCGGCCCCGGGAGAGGAGCCGAGGGACAGCCGCAGGAGCUGCUGGGAAGCCCGGAAGCUGCACUCCAAGGUGACAGAGCAUGGGAAGACAGCAGCCCAGGCUCCAGCGAGGUCAGUCACCUGAGUGUCCAACCUGGAGACCUCCCGCAGGACCGCCGGUCCCCACUUCUGCCUGGACAGCACCCCCUGGAGCAGUCCUUCCCAACAGAGAUCAAGAAAUCGGAGGCACCUGUGGCCUCCUUGUCUUCGGAGGAAGAAGACGUAGGGGUAGAGAAUGUGAAGAGCCAGACAUACUCCAAAGAUCUGUCGGAGAAGCCGAAUGCGGAGCCCAGGGCUGCCGGGCUUGGGGGGCUCCAGAGCUGGGAUCCAGGGGCACUGCAGGAGGCGCAGAGCCCCCAGGCGGGCACGUGGGGCCGCCCAGGCGAAGGCCUACAGUUGGAAGCCAGGCCUUCUGAGGGCGAGGAGCCUGGCUACAUCGUAACAGGCAGCGACCCCCUGAGCCCAGAGAAGGGGAGGCAGCUGAUGGACGAUGUCGCCCACCUCCUGCAGGUGCCACCCAGCAUCUUUGAGGACAUUGAUGUCCUGGGGCCGGCAGUGACCUACAAAGUGAGUGCCAAUGUCCGAAAUGUGACAACUGCAGACGUCGCAAAGGCCACAGCUGACCACAAGAGCCAGCUGGAGGAGCUAUCUGGACUGAGGAUCCUCCAGAGCGGGACCGGGCCGAGCAGCAGGCUCAAGCUCCUGCCUCACAGGAGAGAGCAGGAGGACUCCACCAAGUUCAUCGUGCUCACCUUGCUGUCCAUGGCUUGCAUUGUGGGGGUCCUCCUGGCCUCCAGCCUCGUCUACUGCCUCCGCCAUGGCUCCCACCACAAGCUCAAGCAGAAGCUGUCGGGCCUGGGGGGCGACGCCAGCGUGGACGCCACUGCUGCCUACCAGGAGCUGUGCCGCCAGCGCAUGGCCGCGCGCCCGCCGGAUCGGCCCGAAGACCCUCAUGCCUCCCGCAUCAGCAGCGUCUCCUCGCAGUUCAGCGACGGCCCCAUGCCCAGCCCCUCGGCACGGAGCAGCACCUCGUCCUGGUCUGAGGAGCCCGUGCAGUCCAACAUGGACAUCUCCACUGGCCACAUGAUCCUGGCUUACAUGGAGGACCACCUGCAGAACAAGAACCGGCUGGAGAAGGAGUGGGAGGCGCUGUGUGCCUACCAGGCGGAGCCUAGCAGCUCACUUGCAGCCCAGAGGGAGGAGAACCUAGCCAAGAACCGCUGCCCAACUGUGCUGACCUAUGACCACUCUCGGAUCCUGCUGAAGGCCGAGAACAGCCACGGCAACUCGGACUACAUCAACGCCAGCCCCAUCAUGGACCAUGACCCUAGGAACCCUGCAUACAUCACCACCCAAGGACCGCUGCCCGCCACGGUGGCUGACUUCUGGCAGAUGGUGUGGGAGAGCGGCUGCGCGGUGAUCGUCAUGCUGACCCCGCUCACGGAGCACGGCGUCCGGCAGUGCCACCACUACUGGCCUGACGAGGGCUCCAACCUCUACCACAUCUAUGAGGUUAAUCUGGUCUCGGAGCACAUCUGGUGUGAGGACUUUCUGGUGCGGAGCUUCUACCUGAAGAACCUUCAGACCCACGAGACGCGCACGGUGACUCAGUUCCACUUCCUGAGCUGGUAUGACCAGGGCGUCCCUUCCUCCACGAGGUCGCUUCUGGAUUUCCGCAGAAAAGUAAACAAGUGCUACAGGGGCCGUUCUUGUCCAAUAAUCGUUCACUGCAGUGAUGGCGCCGGCAGGAGCGGAACCUACAUCCUGAUCGACAUGGUUCUCAAUAAGAUGGCCAAAGGUGCUAAAGAGAUUGAUAUCGCAGCGACCCUGGAGCACUUGAGGGACCAGAGACCAGGCAUGGUCCAGACAAAGGAGCAGUUUGAGUUUGCGCUGACAGCUGUGGCCGAGGAGGUCAACGCCAUCCUGAGGGCCCUGCCUCAGUAGGCACCACCACAGCUUCCGGGACCACGCCACGAGUCCGCCCGUGUCUCCCAUCGUGACCACUAGCGAUAGGGUCCUUAGGCUGCCGUAGUUGGUACCGUUCACCCCUGAAAAUGUGCACUUUUGUUUCACUGAGGGGGGCUUGCAGCAACAUCCAACUGGAGGGAGGGGGAGAAUCAGUUCAUUCAUUUUCACAUUUUUGAGGCGAUUAUUUUUCCUAACGCACACGUUGACUUUCUUAACGCAAAUCCUGCCCUGCCGGCAACAUGGUAGUUAGCACCUUCAGCACGGACUCGGAGGAGCGGGCUAUGGGCGCAGCUUGCCAAAGGGGAGGAGGAGGGCAGGAAGACACCUGGGAAGCCAGAGGGCCCUAAAUGAAGACCACCAGGUGUGGAAAUGACUGUGGCAUCGGCCUUGAGGCUGGCUCAUCACGGGGAAGUCCCAGGCAGGGUUGUUAGCAUCCUCAGCUUGCACCAGGUAAGAAAGAACCUCCCCGGGUGUCGCUGCCAGCACCUCCUGACCCACUCACCCGAGCACUGUGCGGGGCCAGGUCAGCCACACGGGUUCCCCAGGACAGAAAGCGGGGCUUGCUGGGGUGAGGACCUCCCCACUGCCGUUUCCAAGGCCAGGACCUCACAUGAGGUUAUCGGUGAGACCCACUGUUAAUGAGAGAACACCGAUGUCUGCGUGGCAGAACCAGACGCCCUAACACGCUUUCCUGUGAGGUGGCCACAUCAGAACAGGCGUAGGUGGUCAUCGAGCUGCAAGGGUCCCGAGGCACAGUGGGCCUAGGAGACACUUGGAGGUCCAGUCCCAGGAAGGGAGGGCAUAGACGCCCUAGCUCCGCGGGCUAGACUCAGGCCCUCCUGCUCCCAGGACAGUCAGUGAAACACUGGGUUCCGCAUGACGCAGAGUUGUCAAGAUCACGUCUGAGCAUUGGGUUUAUUUCCGCACUCCUUCUGUGGACGCAGGGACGACAUCCGGGGUGGCACACUGGGGUCGCCGAAGCCAGAGACACCUCUGUAGGGCUGAGUGUGGAGAAAACCCGUCCCGCCCCCGGCCGCCUGUCCCUUCCACCUCGGUGGGACACCUGCGGCCAGGCGUGACAGGGAGGGACGGAGCGGGGCAAGGGGUGCAGAUGCACUGUCUGAAAUGGUGUGGUGUACCUGCUUUGAUAUCUGUCCUCCCCACAAAUCAUUUCUCCCUACCUGGAAUUCAAAUAAUAAUUAAUAGAAAUGAAUUUAUCUGAAUAUAGGAAGCAUAUACCUACUUGUAAUUUCUAACUUCUUAUGUUUUAAAAAGAAAUCCUGCCGUGUGAGAUACAUAAAUCUAUCUAAUGGUGUCAUAUUAAACUUCUGAUUUCACA